Messenger RNA from Gavialis gangeticus (Gharial), 4174 nucleotides. RefSeq names its product AF4/FMR2 family member 4 (gene AFF4). The coding region runs from base 3 to 3530 and encodes 1175 amino acids. NCBI's taxonomy places the organism in Eukaryota, Metazoa, Chordata, Crocodylia, Gavialidae. Gene Ontology annotation, biological process: regulation of gene expression. The record is from RefSeq and is a predicted model, not a curated record. The transcript is spliced from 21 exons. Gene Ontology annotation, cellular component: nucleus; super elongation complex.
ACAUGAACCGUGAAGACCGGAAUGUGCUGCGUAUGAAAGAAAGGGAAAGGCGAAAUCAAGAAAUUCAACAGGGCGAAGAAGCCUUUCCACCAAACUCUCCUCUCUUUGCUGAACCUUAUAAAGUUACCAGCAAAGAAGAUAAACUAUCUAGUCGUAUUCAGAGUAUGCUUGGGAAUUAUGAUGAAAUGAAGGAUCUUAUAGGAGACAGAUCUCUGCAAAAGCUUGUUGGAAUUCCCAAGCCAACAGUACCAUCAACCCCAGAUGAAAAAUCAAACCAAAGUUUCUUUGGUGAACAGAGACAUAGUACUAGCUCUCAUCAGAGCAACAAGUGGACUCCUGUAGGACCAGCACCUAGCACUUCCUCCCAAUCUCAGAAACGGUCCUCAGGUUUACAGAGUGGACACAGUAGUCAGCGUGGCAGUGGCAAUAACACUAGCAGUAGUGGCCAGAGACAUGAUCGUGACUCAUACGGUGGUAGCAGUAGCAGCCGCAAAAAGGGCCAGCAUGGAUCAGAACACUCAAAAUCCCGUUCUUCCAGCCCUGGAAAACCACCUGCUGUUUCUUCAUUGAGCUCCAGCCAUUCCAGGUCUCAUGGAAGUGAUCAUCAUAAUAAGGAACAUCAGCGUUCAAAAUCUCCACGUGAUUCUGAUGCCAACUGGGACUCUCCCUCCCGUGUACCUUCGUUUUCAAGUGGGCAGCACUCUAACCAGUCUUUCCCACCUUCGCUAAUGUCCAAGUCAAGUUCAAUGUUGCAGAAGCCCACUGCCUACGUAAGGCCCAUGGAUGGACAGGAGUCCAUGGAACCAAAGUUAUCUUCAGAACACUACAGUAGCCAGACCCAUAGCAACAACAUGAGUGAGCUGAAGCCUAGCAGCAAAGCGCAUCUAACCAAGCUGAAAAUACCGUCUCAACCACUAGACGCAUCAGCAUCUGGCGAUGUGAGCUGUGUGGAUGAAAUUCUAAAAGAGAUGACCCACUCUUGGCCUCCCCCGCUGACUGCUAUUCAUACACCAUGCAAAACAGAACCUUCAAAAUUUCCUUUUCCAACAAAGGAGUCUCAGCAAUCCAGUUUUGCCACUGGAGAGCAAAAAAGAUACAAUCCUGCUUCAAAAACGUCCAACGGUCAUCAGUCUAAAUCAUGUGAAUCGAACCAGACAGAUAUGUUGAAAGAUGACUUAAAACUCAGUAGCAGUGAAGACAGUGAUGUUGAACAGGAUUGUGAUAAGACAGUGCCAAGGAGUACACCUGGAAGUAAUUCUGAACCUUCACAGCAUAAUAGUGAAGGAGCAGAUAACUCCAGGGAUGACUCAAGCAGCCAUAGUGGAUCUGAAAGCAGUUCUGGAUCUGACUCGGAAAGUGAAAGUAGUUCCAGUGACAGUGAGGCUAAUGAGCCAUCACAGAGUGCAUCCCCUGAGCCUGAACCACCACCAACAAACAAGUGGCAACUCGACAACUGGCUGAACAAAGUGAAUCCGCAUAAAGUUUCACCAGCAUCUUCUGUGGACAGUAAUAUCCCCUCCUCACAAGGUUACAAAAAAGAGGGGAGAGAUCAGGGCACAGGGAGCAGUUAUGCUGAUCAAAGUGGGCCCAAGGAUUCCAUUUCUUCCACUCCUGGGAGAGAUUCCAAAACUACUCAAAAAGGAUCAGAGAGCAGUCGCGGCAGGCUGAAGUCACCUGCACAGAGUGAUAGCGUGACGCAGAGGAGAACUGUAGGUAAAAAACAGCCCAAGAAAGCAGAAAAGGCAGCUGUAGAAGAGCCCAGAGGGGGUCUUAAAAUAGAAAGUGAAACACCAGUAGACAUGGCAAAAAACAUGCCCUCAAACAGGCAUAAGGCAGCCACAAAAGGUUCCAGAAAACCCAACAUAAAGAAAGAACCCAAAUCUUCUCCUCGACCUACAGCAGAGAAAAAGAAAUACAAGCCUUCAAGCAAACCAUCCCAGAAAUCCAGGGAAUUCAUAGAAACAGAUACCUCAUCCUCUGAUUCUGAUGAAAAUGAGAGCCUGCCUCCUUCCUCACAAACCCCCAAAUACUCUGAGAGCAAUAGGACUCCAGUUAAAUCUUCCAUGGAGGAGGAUGAGGGCUUUUAUCGGCCAAGAAUAUUCUCUCCUAUGGAAGAGAAAGAACUUCUUUCACCGCUCAGUGAUCCUGAUGAAAGGUACCCACUUGUUGUGAAGAUCGACCUGAGCCUCUUAUCUAGAAUACCAGGGAAGCCUUACAAGGAUGCUGAUCCACCCAAAGUUGAGAAGAAAAGUGUGCCGGAGAAGCAGACAAAAGAGUCCCAGAAACAACCCUCUGACAAAAAUUCCACCAAGGGCAAAAGGAAGCAUAAGAUUUCUGCUAAUGUUACUCAGAAUGAUGAUGACAACAGAGCCAGUGAAAGCAAGAAAACUAAACUGGAAGAAAAGGCUUCAUCAGGCCACAAGACCUCCAGCAGCAGAGAGUCUUCAAAGCAAGGUGCAGUUAAAGAGAAGGAUCUGCUACCUUCUCCUGCAGCCCCAGUCCCUCAGAAAGAUCCCAAGCAAGAACAUGGGUCCCGGAAAAGAACAGUCAGUCAAUCAUCUUCCUUAAAAUCAAGCAGCAACAGUAAUAAGGAGAGUAGCAGCAGCAGUAAAAGUAACUCUUCCUCAUCCAAACAAAAAAAGACAGAAGGGAAAAGUUCUAGCAAUUCCAAGGAAGCCAAGGAAAAGGUUCUAAACAAUUCAUCAAACUGCCCUCCUGCAUCUACUCCAGCUACAGAGAGCUCCAAGUCCCGAAGAGCGAAGCUUGUCUUUGAUGAGAGGUCUUACUCGGCUGAUCACUACUUACAGGAAGCAAAGAAGUUAAAGCAUAAUGCAGAUGCACUGUCUGACAGAUUCGAGAAAGCUGUUUACUACCUUGAUGCUGUAGUGUCAUUCAUCGAAUGUGGGAAUGCAUUGGAGAAAAAUGCUCAGGAAUCCAAGUCCCCGUUCCCUAUGUAUUCAGAAACUGUGGAAUUAAUCAAAUACACUAUGAAACUGAAGAAUUACUUAGCACCAGAUGCUACAGCUGCAGAUAAAAGGCUAGCAGUGCUUUGUCUUCGAUGCCAGUCCCUGUUAUACUUAAGGCUAUUCAAGCUGAAGAAGGAGAGUGCAUUGAAAUACUCCAAGACAUUGACUGAACAUCUAAAGAAUUCCUAUAAUAAUUCUCAAGCACCAUCACCUGGUAUGGGAAGCAAGCCUGUUGGCAUGCCAUCUCCGGUCUCUCCGAAGCUAUCUCCAGGGAAUUCAGGGAAUUACUCUUCGGGGACAACCAACCCUUCAGGAAGCAGUUCUUCAGUGACUAUUCCACAGAGAAUCCACCAGAUGGCAGCCAGUUAUGUGCAGGUUACAUCCAACUUUCUCUAUGCCAAUGAAAUCUGGGACCAAGCUGAACAGCUCUCUAAAGAGCAGAAAGAAUUUUUUGCUGAACUGGACAAAGUUAUGGGCCCUCUUAUCUUUAAUUCAAGCAUCAUGACAGACCUAGUCCGUUAUACCCGGCAGGGAUUACAUUGGUUACGUCUGGACGCCAAGUAAUAUUUUGAACUGAAGGAUUGGAAAGUAGAACACACAUUUUUCUUGCUGCCUCUGAUUUUCUCCACAACACUGUGUCAUGUCCAAUAAGGAAGACUGCCAUAACAUGUUGCCUAGUUGACACUAAGAGCAAAGAAUGCUUUCACAUGUCUCCCAUUCUCAUUUGUGUGUUUAACCCCAAAAUGUCUUGUUAAUGGACUUCUUUGGUAUUCCCAUUUUAAGUUAUUUAAUUAUUUUAAAAUCUGCUACAUAUAAAGAUGUGGUUUCACUGAUCUGUAAUGGAUUGGAAUUCCAGUCAUAAUACAUAACUAAUCAGUUUUAAAUCCUAUUUAUUUUAAUUUGUUUUUAAAAAUUUUUACGAAGCCCUGUUUUGGGCAGUUUUAGGACUUAGCUGUUUCUUCCUAUAAAUUUACCCUUAUCAAGUACUUAGCAGAGAUUAAUGUAGACACUUUAUUUAAGUACUUUGUGAGCUUUGUUACUCUGUAAUGUCUUGUGGUAGUAGAGCUUGUUAAAGAAAAUAAGGGUUGAUAGGUUCUAAAGUAUAGCGACACCAUGCUUUUCAUGCCUAAUGCCUAUGACUCAAAUCUUAAAUGACAACUACAGUUUUAUUAUUGCAGAAUUUGUACUAAAUAUUGAAAAAAAAAAAA